This is a messenger RNA of Penicillium daleae, 1239 nucleotides long. RefSeq names its product cyclic nucleotide-binding domain-containing protein. The transcript has a single exon. Gene Ontology annotation, cellular component: cAMP-dependent protein kinase complex; nucleus. The record is from RefSeq and is a predicted model, not a curated record. Gene Ontology annotation, biological process: regulation of protein phosphorylation. Lineage: Eukaryota; Fungi; Ascomycota; Eurotiomycetes; Eurotiales; Aspergillaceae. Gene Ontology annotation, molecular function: cAMP-dependent protein kinase regulator activity. The coding region runs from base 1 to 1239 and encodes 412 amino acids.
AUGGCACAAAGCUCUUUUCCGGGGACUAACCCCUUCCUCGACACCAGUGCGAAAGAGAAAAACCCCAACAUUCAAAAAAUCGAGGAGGAGGAAGAAUUCGAAGUGACGUCACCAACCGACGUGACAUUCAAACAGGCCAACACCGGUGGCUCGGCCAUCUUUGGAGGAAGUGCAUUCGCAGAGGGCGGCUCAGCGCCCGGAACCAGCGCCGGGGCGUCAUUGUUUGGCCGCAGUCCCUUUGAUUCGGGGCCUCGAGGCGGGGCAGAUGGUCACGACGACGAGCAACCCGCCGCGCUCCCGACGGGUACAGCGCAUCACGGGUUCCCCAACAACUAUGCGCUGGGUCGACGAACUUCGGUGUCGGCAGAGUCAUUGAACCCCACGUCCGCGGGAUCGGAUAGUUGGACACCUCCGCAUCACCCCAAGACUGAGGAUCAGUUGGAACGCUUGAAGACUGCGGUCAGCAACAAUUUCCUGUUCUCUCACCUAGACGACGACCAGUUCAAGACUGUUUUGGAUGCCCUGGUCGAGAAACCCAUCCCGGCGAAAGAUAUCAAGGUGAUCUCCCAGGGUGAUGCGGGUGACUACUUCUACAUUGUCGAGAAGGGUCACUUUGAUAUCUACAUCCACCCAUCGGGCUCCGUGCAGCCAGGACCCGAUGGUUUGGGCAACAAAGUGGCUUCCACCGGACCCGGGGGUUCCUUUGGUGAAUUGGCCCUCAUGUACAAUGCCCCGCGUGCCGCGACAGUGAUUUCCACCGAUGCCAAGAGCACUCUCUGGGCUCUGGACCGCAUCACCUUCCGACGCAUCCUCAUGGACUCGGCUUUCCAGCGGCGCCGCAUGUACGAGGCAUUCCUAGAAGAAGUCCCUCUUCUUUCCUCGCUCAAGCCGUACGAGCGGGCCAAGAUUGCCGACGCUCUAGAGCCUAUCAAGUACCCAGCCGAGGCCACCAUCAUCAACGAGGGUGACCCUGGCGAUGCUUUCUAUCUCCUGGAAUCUGGUGAAGCCGAGGCCUUUAAGAAUGGCGUUUCGGUGAAGAACUACAACCGUGGUGAUUACUUUGGUGAAUUGGCCCUGCUCGAUGAUAAGCCUCGGGCGGCCAGCAUCGUCACCAAAACUGACGUCAAAGUUGCCCGGUUGGGCCGGGAUGGAUUCAAGCGACUGCUGGGGCCAGUGGAGGAUAUCAUGCGUCGGACGAACUACCAGUUGGAUGCAGCCAAUUCCCCCGUGUCCAAAUGA